This is a messenger RNA of Aspergillus niger, 219 nucleotides long. RefSeq lists its product as hypothetical. Bases 1 to 219 code for a protein of 72 amino acids. The record is from RefSeq and is a predicted model, not a curated record. The transcript has 2 exons. NCBI's taxonomy places the organism in Eukaryota, Fungi, Ascomycota, Eurotiomycetes, Eurotiales, Aspergillaceae.
AUGGCGGGAAGUGUGACGGUCUUAUCUACAGCCAGUCUGGAGGAAGCUUUGCUGGCAGAUGAUGGUUCCUGUUUAUUUGAGUUCCUGUUUAGGUACUUUGUUUGGGCCGCGACGGCCCGUUUGGCGGUUGGAAGCGUCGUUCAUCUUACCGGGAUGUUUGCUGGUGUCUUGUGCCAGACGGAAUUCAUGGAUUGUGUUUCUGUCAUGGAUAAAUACUAG